AUCUCAUCCUUCUUUUCCACUUUUGAAGCAUAAGGAAAUGCUCAGAAGAAAACCCACCAAAAUCGAAGUCAGGCCCGAAGACAAGCAAGAACUCGAAGAUUCCCGUAAGCCCUCUCCUCCACCCACCGCCGCAACCUCCACCGCAACCUCCACCGCCACUACCACCUCCUCCUCUUCCCUUCUCCAUCUCCUCGAUCACUCCCACCCCAACCCCACCUCCAAAUUUCAACGCAUCGGUCUUUCCCCCUGAUGGAAGUCGAAGUCAAGCUCCGCCUCCAGGACGCCGCCACCCAUCGUCAAUUAACCACCAUCCUUUCUCCUUUCCUCUCCAAAACCCUCCAUCAACAAAACCUCUUCUUCGACACCCCAACAAAUACCCUUUCCUCCCAACUUUCCGUUCUUCGCCUCCGCUUCCUCGACAAGGACGCCCGCUGCAUCGUUUCCCUCAAAUCCAAACCUACUCUGGUAGAUGGUGUCAGCCGCGUGGAGGAAGAUGAGGAGGAACUGGAUCCCUCUAUUGCACGCGCUUGCGUAAAGGACCCUGCGAGGUUGGCGAAUAUCAAAUCGAGGAUUCUAAAGAGGCUUAAAGAGGAGUUUGGGGUUGGAGAAGAAGUGGGUUUUGUUUGUUUAGGUGGGUUUGAGAAUAAAAGAGAGGUUUUUGAUUGGAAAAAUCUGAAGCUGGAAGUGGAUGAGACUAAGUAUGAAUUUGGAACGUGUUACGAGAUCGAGUGUGAAUGUUCGGAUCCUGACGGCGUUAAGAAAUUGCUUGAGGAGUUCUUGAAGGAAAACGGGAUUGCUUAUUCGUACUCUAAGAUGACAAAGUUUGCUGUUUUCAGGUCUGGUGAACUCCCCAAGUGAGGUGAGUUUGAGCCUUGAAGAUUUCAUGCAUUCUGAUUAUCAUACGAGCAAUGGCAGAGAGGCAAGGCUGAUCAUCUUCCAUGCAAAAAUAAAUUUUUAUUCUCUCGUAAUGUGAUUCUAAGACCUUAUAUCAUCGGCAAUGGAAAGACAAUUUAACAA
Molecule: messenger RNA, 1017 nt
Organism: Hibiscus syriacus
Lineage: Eukaryota; Viridiplantae; Streptophyta; Magnoliopsida; Malvales; Malvaceae
Product: triphosphate tunnel metalloenzyme 3-like
Exons: 2
Coding region: 250-858 (202 amino acids)
Source: RefSeq, a predicted model, not a curated record